Molecule: messenger RNA, 1621 nt
Organism: Amaranthus tricolor (Joseph's coat)
Lineage: Eukaryota; Viridiplantae; Streptophyta; Magnoliopsida; Caryophyllales; Amaranthaceae
Product: membrane steroid-binding protein 2-like
Exons: 1
Coding region: 1-579 (192 amino acids)
Cellular component (GO): endomembrane system; membrane
Source: RefSeq, a predicted model, not a curated record
AUGGGUGGAUUCUAUGGUAUGAUAGACGAAACGAUCAACAAGUAUACGGGUUUAUCUCCAAUAAGUUUGGUUGUAAUAUCAAUUUUGAUGAUUAUAACAUACAAGAUUGUUAGUGGAAUGUUCGUAAUGGUUGAUGAUUACAAGGCAGUUCAAAAGAUGAAGGAAACUUUUGAGGAAGAUCUUAAAAGGGAACCUGUUCAACUUGGUGAAAUUACUGAAGAAAAGCUUAAAGAAUUUGAUGGUUCAGACCCAAAAAAGCCUCUUUUAAUGGCAAUUAAAGGACAGAUUUAUGAUGUUUCUAAAGGAAGAAUGUUUUAUGGUCCUGGUGGACCUUAUGCUUUGUUUGCUGGAAGAGAUGCUACUAGGGCUUUAGCUCUUAUGUCUUUUGAUCCUCAAGAUCUUAAUGGGAAUAUUGAGGGAUUGAGUGAAUCUGAGCUUGAUGUUCUUCAGGAUUGGGAGCUUAAGUUCAUUGAGAAAUACCCUAAAGUUGGUGUUCUUAAGAAUGAUGGUGAUGCUAUGGUGAAGGAGGACCAAGAGGAAGAUGAUAAGAAUGUUCUAGAAUCUAAGAAAGCUGUUUGAUUGUUGUUCAGAUUGAUGGGUGUUUUUGUACUUGAGGAUUAAGAAUUAAAAAUAUACUGACUUGAAGUAAGACUUUUGUUUCUGCUGGUUAAUUUAGUAUGAAUUGGUAUUGAGUUUGAUGAAGGAUUGAAGCCUAUCAUCAAUCAUUUCUGGUAGUAAUUCAUGAACUAGCUUUAUUAAUGGAAAUGUUGUUUUAGAUUUUGUAUCAGAUUGUUUUCUUUUCUGUUUACUGUUUUUUGGAUUGAUUUCCUAUUUUUAUUUUUCUAUAGUGUUUUUAGGGUUUUUGAUUUCCAUAUAGUUGUUGAAGCCCUUGUGACUUCCAAACACUAUAAAUUGUUAAGUCCUUAGACUUACAUGACUUGCUUAAAACCCUUCAAACGGGUUAAACCCUGAACUUUUAACGACUCAGUCCAUCUUAAAAACGAGCCACUGAGACAGAUGAACACCUCGGCUGAUAUAUGGCUGGGGUCCUUACAAGCGAUGAACUACGUGAUACAGCCUGCAGACUAGGCUUUGAAAGCAAAGACAGGAAGGGCACAACAGGACCAAAAUACAUAUAUGUCAACGCCAACAAUGAAAAUCAAGAGUGCAGGGUGACAGAUGAAACAUGUUAGGCACCAAGUAAAUCAUGCAUCCAUGCCAAAAACCAUCAUGAAACUUAUUGAUUUAAAAAAUUGCAAGUAGAUAUAUUACAUGUUUACAACUACUCUGUACACUUUGGUCAAUGUGACAUGCCUUCCAAAAAAAAAAACUAUCUGAAAAGAAAAUUUUUGUUAACAGCAGCAAAUUACUAUCAACUCAUAGAGGAUUUUAGGUACAACAAUGCCCUUAGGUUAGCAGGACCAUAGUUGACAUAGAUCGAUACGCCUUUGGACGUGACUCGGUCUCUAAGUCAUCUUCUCUGUAACUAUUAAAAUGAUUACAUCUGUAGUAGUGCUGUCUUUGUUGUCUUGAUUCAAGUCUUCUCUCCAUAUGUAUUAUACUAUUUCAUGAAAACAUAUAUUCCACAGCCUGGUCUGUCCUCUUUCCCUGUUAAAAUAAA